This is a messenger RNA of Rhododendron vialii, 1197 nucleotides long. RefSeq names its product probable NAD(P)H dehydrogenase (quinone) FQR1-like 2. Lineage: Eukaryota; Viridiplantae; Streptophyta; Magnoliopsida; Ericales; Ericaceae. The record is from RefSeq and is a predicted model, not a curated record. The transcript has 2 exons. Gene Ontology annotation, molecular function: NAD(P)H dehydrogenase (quinone) activity; FMN binding. The coding region runs from base 153 to 914 and encodes 253 amino acids.
UAUAGCAUAAUAGUAUUGAAGAUGAGUUUUUAGAUUUUUUAUUCAAAUUUUGAAUAUAAAUAAUAAAAUGGGUAAGGGUAAGAUUCUCAUAAACUCCACGAUUUUAUUAUUAUCUCCGAGAUAAAGGUCUCAGUACUGAACUCAUACUUCUGAUGGGUAAAGGCGGGGGCUGUGUCCCGAGCAAGAAGAAACCGUCGUCGAUAGCCGCUGAUGACUCUCCGACCAACGCCCCGCUGCUCCCAAUCGACAACAACGCGGCCGAAAACGCCGCCGCGCAAACCACGUCUCCCCCGUCCAUCUCCAAGCUGAAAAUCCUCAUCGUGUUCUACUCGAUGUACGGCCACGUGGAGGGGCUGGCGCGGCGGAUGAAGAAGGGCGUGGACGGCGUCGAGGGGGUGGAGGCGGCGCUGCUCCGGGUGCCCGAGACGCUGCCGCCGGACGCCUUGGAGCAGAUGAGGGCGCCGCCCAAGGACGACGGGAUACCGGAGAUCUCGUCGGCGGCGGAGCUGACAGCGGCCGACGGGGUUCUCUUUGGGUUCCCGACGAGGUACGGGUGCAUGGCGGCGCAGAUGAAGGCGUUUUUUGACUCGACGGGGCAGCUGUGGAAGGAGCAGAAGCUGGCAGGGAAGCCGGCGGGGUUUUUCGUUAGUACUGGGACUCAGGGAGGCGGCCAAGAAACCACUGCUUGGACAGCAAUCACGCAGUUAGCUCACCACGGAAUGCUAUUUGUUCCGAUUGGGUACACCUUCGGACCUGGAAUGUUCAAGAUGGAUUCCAUCAGAGGGGGCUCUCCAUAUGGAGCUGGAGUUUUUGCUGGGGACGGCACAAGAGGACCAAGUGACACAGAGCUGGCACUUGCGGAGCAUCAGGGCGAGUACAUGGCUGCCAUAGUCAAGAGGUUAGCUCAGAAUUGAACGGGUACUACUGAUUUCGGCAUUUUUCUGUCCAUCCAAACACACACGUGAUUCUUUUUCUUUUACCCAUCCGAAUAUGUUUGUUUGUUCGUUCUGAGGCUGGUUUUUCCAUGCCCACUUGUGGUUGGACGAUGCCUUUAUAGUAGUGUUGUCAUACUUUUGUGCAUCUCUUCGUUUGUUGUGUCCUUUUUUCCCCUCCCGAAAAAAUGCUGUACAUGUUGGAAAUUCUUGUGCUGGAUUUUGCUGUUAAUAAUAGUCAAUCCUGUUGCAUGCCUUCUCUUUA